AUGGUUGUGGUGGUAGACGAUGAGGAUAGAGAAAAUGAAGGAAAUAUAACAAUGGCUGCGUCCAAGGUUACUCCAGAGGCUACGGCUUCCAUUGUGAAACAUGGGACUGGAAUUGUUUGUGCAAGUAUAAAAGAGGAAGACUUGGAGAUAUUACAGCUUUCAUUGGUGGAUGCUAAACAUGGUACAACAACCGGAGUCUCAGCACAUGAUGGAGUGACAACAGUGUUGGCUCUUGCAUCGAAAGACUCAAAGCCGAAGGAUUUCAACUGUUCGAGUCACAUUUUUCUUUUGAAGUACAGAGAGGGUGGUGUUUUAAAAGGAGCUGGACAUAUGGAAGCUGCGUUGGAUCUUGCCAUGCUGGUGGGGUUAGACCACGUUGGGGCUUUAUGUGAGAUUGUCGAUGAUGACGGUUCAAUGGCUAGAACUUUUUUUACCCCUCACACAAACCCGUUAUACAAUUGUCCAUUUUAA
Molecule: messenger RNA, 471 nt
Organism: Fraxinus pennsylvanica
Lineage: Eukaryota; Viridiplantae; Streptophyta; Magnoliopsida; Lamiales; Oleaceae
Source: the annotation of a GenBank genome assembly